GCCAUGUAUGUGGAACUUUCCACUCCUCGCAUUGCUGCAUGGAACGAUUUUUUGGUCAAGCAACACAUAAAGUUGGAGUUGGAAAUGCCUGGAGGAUUGGCAAAGUUGAGUUGGUUAGCACAUCGGAGGAGCAAGAUGAAACAAAAAAAAAUAAGGCUCAUGCAGUUGAUGACCCAGUUGACCCAGAUGAGAAUGAAGACUUUGAUGUUAUUUGUGCUCGCAUGGAGGCAACACAACGUCAAAUCACCGAUGCACAAAGUCGUCUUAAUAGUCUUAUUGCAUCAUACAACCGUGAGAUGAAAGUGUUGAGGACUUGUUUCACCUCUUCACAUUAUCGCACAAAUGAAGGCCAACGGUCGAAUUGUCAUGAACAUGUUAAUGAAAGUGAUGCACCAUUUUAUACAAAUAAUCCACAACAUUCACCUGUUCAUUCUGGUGGUUAA
Molecule: messenger RNA, 443 nt
Organism: Vitis vinifera (wine grape)
Lineage: Eukaryota; Viridiplantae; Streptophyta; Magnoliopsida; Vitales; Vitaceae
Exons: 3
Coding region: 39-443 (134 amino acids)
Source: RefSeq, a predicted model, not a curated record